Messenger RNA from Dermacentor silvarum, 5264 nucleotides. RefSeq lists its product as uncharacterized. The record is from RefSeq and is a predicted model, not a curated record. NCBI's taxonomy places the organism in Eukaryota, Metazoa, Arthropoda, Arachnida, Ixodida, Ixodidae. The coding region runs from base 130 to 1275 and encodes 381 amino acids. The transcript is spliced from 6 exons.
GACCGGCAGCAGCAGUAGCGAGUUUCCUGUGGCCCUUAGUCGUCGGGCAUGUGUAUACUUUCUGUGCAUAUUUAAAAGUUUUCGUCACUACUUUUCAGUCUUUUGCUGACUGGCGCUCUCCUGCGUGAUAUGGCCGUGUGUUUCCGAGCGCUCAAGGGCUCUUUGAACUGUGCGUUGGGGACUGUGAAGACUAGCAACAUCAGGUCCCACACCGGUCUUCUGACCCUGAGCGCUGCAACGCCAUGCAAUUGCUAUGUAACCCUAACCUCUAGCCAAGGCACGAAGGUUCUUGCAAGGCAUGCUGCUGUGUUGCCUCAAGUCCUAGGAGGCACUUCCCUCCAGAGCACAUGCCAGAGUUCCAGUAUAUGCCUCCCUGCUGCACAUUCUCUGCCUGAGGUCGUCACAAAUGACGUCAUUGCUCCAGAACUUGUCAACCGGGAGGAACAGGCCCCUUUCACAUUUUUUGAACUCCGAAGUGGGGAUGAUGAGACGAAAUCUUCAGGCGUAGUUUGCAGAGUGCCUACAACGGUCUUGUCGGGAUAUUUGGAUGCCUACCCAUACAAGGUCUACUGCUUUGAUGUGGACCGGCGGGUGGCAGCAGAGAUGGCACUAUCUGAUUAUGAACGAGAGGUGUUGCAGUUUGCGGGCACAUCAGUUGCUCUGAAAGGGGCAGGCAGUAAUGAGCAGCUGCCAGAUCCUGGUCGUGCCACAGAGGAACAGCUGAAGCGGAUAUCACGUGCCCUAGCUCGCCACUUGCCUCGUUUUUUCACUGAGCCACACAUCUACAACGUGUACAACAGGAACAUUGUCUUCAGGAACAACAUUCGGGGCAUCACCACAAGGGGCAUUACAAGCUAUGUGCAACAAAUGGCACUGGUUCGCAUCCUGGGUCACCUGCGGUAUGCACAUGUGCAAUUGGAAGUUCUCAAGAUGACAACUCACAAAGAGGACAGCACAGUUCGUAUACGCUGGCGCAUUGUGGGUGUAUCAGGCUUGCGUGCCCUGUUCAUGUUCUGGAAGUUCCGAAUUUGGGAGUGGCAGAAGAUGAUUUCUCAGGAGGCUGAGUGGACGGAUGGUUUUUCGGUGCUUAAAGUAGGAUCUGAUGGCCUUAUAUAUGAGCACAUUUGUGACAAGAUGAUGCCUGACGAAGAGCUAGAAGAGGUGAAGUCAUCUAAUGUGGCCGUCAAGCUUGCUUUGUUGCUGGGCCUGACACCACAAUCAUUCAGCUUUGGAUCACCGACAGUGGUGUCCUCGAGCGAGAACAGCCUGCUCUAGUGCUGAAGCUGAUACUCUUGCUUCUCCUCUUCUCCCACACAUUUUGUGUGUGCAGUGUACAUAGCUUUAGGAACACAAGUCAGGACCUUUAUUGGCCUUGACAAUUUUGUCUCGCCUUCCUGCCACAUUACAGCCAGUACUCUGUUACAAAGAAGUGUGGCUUUGUGGCUUUUGCAAAGGGAAGGAUAAGUAAAGUUCUCAUGUGAGAGCAAUCCCAGUGAGUAGUAGUGCUUAGAGAAGGAUGUUUGCUUUGGCACUUGGUUCAGCUCCUGUAGAAUGCAGCCAUGCUUUUGGCAUAGCAACUUGGAAUUGCAUAGUGCAAAAUCAUUAAGCAAGAAAUUAGAGGUCUUUUGAAAGUGUUUUGACAGCAUACAUUGUACAUGCAUGAAAGGACUAUUUAUCGAAGCUGUCUGUCUGUGCUUGUCUUUUUUGCGCUGUGUAACUUUAAAUGGGAUGCUCGAUAAACGACAUUAAUCUGUUUUAUCUUCCCUCUCCAAAAUGCUGUUCGCUAUGUGAUCUUCAUGCAAAUAGCAAUUUCUUUGAUGGAAGUACAAGUUGCGCUGUCUGCUAACUUGGAGAAAAGUUAUACUGGUUAGGCAUGGUUUUAAAGUUGCUUCUAGGUUGCAGCAACUAAGGAAGCUUGUAUUCAGUGGUGUGUCCACUAGUUCUCCGCGCUGCUCUUUUAUUGUUGUUGAGUGUUGUUUAUUAUUGGUUAACAUAAAGGGUGACAUAAUUUGAACAGUACACUUAUAUUCCAGCAAUAUAAAGGUUGUGCACUUGUGCUCACCAUGCUAAAGUUGGUGCGCAUAGCCUUUUUUAAAAGGGACAGCAGUAGUGAGCCACUUAUGGUCUGUUUGCUUCUAGGUUUUUGUUGUCAGUGCCAUGUCUGAACAUUUGUGUUUUCUGCAUAGCUUAAUCUCUGUGCAGAGUGAGCUUUAAAAUAUAGAUAUUAUUUUAAACUACAUAGAAGCUGCCUCAAGUUCUGGAACUCCUACUUACAAGAUUCGGAUAUACUUAUGUGCUAAGCAUGUUAUGUGCAACUUAGAUCACAGAGCAGACUAUGAGGUGUUUACAUUUUCCGACAGUUGCGAUUGUUCAACAAAUGUGAGCUUCACAACAGUGCAUAUGGAAUCAAGCAAAACAGCUCAAGGGCAGUCUUGAAAUUAUCCCUUCCAAUUUCAACUUUUAUAGGUAAUGCAACACAGCUGACUAUACAUACCGAUAUGUAGGCAUGGCCACCUGCAGUAGCAUUAUGUAAUGUGUAAAGAUGUGUCAGGUGUACUCAUUGAGAUUCACUACCAAUGUGUUGCACCUAUCUUGCACAUGCUUUUGCUGUGAACCACUUGAGUCAUCGUAGGCUGAAUUAGUCUUUGCCAGGCCAGCUUAGAUGAAAUCAGGUAGCUCUGUUGCAACAGGUCUCCCUUAUUGCUUUCCACCAUGAAACCAUUUUCCUUUAAACUUUUUAAAAAACUUUAAAAAAAAAGUUUUCACUGUUAAUAUUGAACUUUAUUGUGAGGCACUAGAGCAUGUGAUGUCUGCACUGAGUUUAAGCGGAUUGAGUAGAUCUGUGCUUUUUGAGAAAAAUGUGCGAGCUCAUUGGUGGCAAGGUGUUGCAAUAGUGUUAGCAUGGUGCUACAGGUGUGCAGUGAAACCAGAAUCACAAUGUAAGCAUUGGUGAAAAGUGCAGCAUUCUGAGUUUCUGAGCAUUAUCUAUUCUGUUCGUUACAUGUGCCCUGGUUUCUAUUAUGUGCAUGUGGGUUUGGUUUAUGUUGUUGGCUUAAUGUUAAAACGAAUGUUAAAGAGCUUUAAAAACAUUGUCUGCACAGUCGCAGCCCUGCUACUUGUAUUCAGUAGCUUCUUUUGGAAGGGGUGUAAAUGUACAAACUCUCAUGUUACAAUUUUUGUGGUUAUUAGAAUUUACAUCUUUGACGUCACCAGUUUAAGUAGCUUGCAUUCAAUUUGAAAGCUUGCUUCUAAUAACAUGCAAUCCCCUUCCCCCUCUUCCUCCUUCCUUAUCUGUGUGAAAAAAAUUUUGAGCUCAACCACCGGGUGUCUGAGCUGUGCAGAAAAGCCAGCCUCUCAGUGACCUAGAGAAACAGCAGGUGCAUCAGUUUGAAGAGCAAGGUGCAUGUCUGCAAUUAAGCAGGAGUGCCACAAAGGGUAAAGGGAGUGACAGCACAAAGUAGUCUGCAGUGGCCUGGUCCACCACCAUAAUGAGCAGCAUCUGCGCCUCUUUGUUGAAUAAAACACCACACAUCUAGCCCUUCUGGACAAUGCUUAGCAUUUCAGCACAGUGUGGUGGAUGUACUGCAAUGUAUGUACCCAUGGCCCAGCACAAAUGCUGAUGUUGCUGCACAGGUGCACAGUGCAGUAGCAAGUUGCGUGUCGCACUAUGCUAAUAUAGUCAAUUUGAAUCCACUCCUUGCAGUCGCUUUACACAUUGUAUUUUGUUUUGUCAUGCUAUUUAAAAAAAGUCCGAAUUGUCAUUUGUUGCGUUUGAGUUUGCAUUACAUUUGUGCAAACACAGUAAACCUCAGGUGGUCAAAAUUGAUCAGAAGCCCAUAGCUACAACAUCUGCCAUACCAGCAGCAUGCUUAAAACUGUGCUCGUGUACAAAGCAUCUAUACUUAGGUGUUCAAUUUUACCUAGUGUGAAAAAAAGUACUGUGUGCUACUUUUUCCUUUUUAUUCCUGUAGUGCCUUUUGGCAUCUGCUUGUGGUGCGGAAAUUUCUAUACACGAUACCUACAAAAAUUUCUACAAUAGUGUAAUUAAUGCUGCAGUGCUCGGUGUCUCCAGCGGAUUUCAUGUAUAUAAAAAUUCUGCUGUGUAUAUCUGACAUGUCUUUAAACACAGCUUCGUUGACCUUCUUUUUGCUUUCUUUCUAAAUGCACUGUUAAUGUGGAAGUUGCUGCAGUUUUAAGUACUUUUUUUAACAUAACCAAACAAAGUUUUCUUCCGAGUUUAAGGAAGUGUAUCCUUGGUGGCUGAAACACAGUGCUCAUGUAACAUUGGUUGCCGCUUGAACAAUUGUGUAACCAUGGCAAACUUGCAGGCAUUAUUGCAUGUAGUAGUCUUGCACUCUGGAUGCUUUGUGUAUGGAAAUGGCUUUGGCUCAGUGUGUUUGCGUAGCACUGACACCUGCAUUUUUUUUUUCUGUUAAAUUUUCUAUAUGAUUAAUUAAGACAGCACUUGUGACGAGUUGCAUACAGCUAAUUAUAUGUAGUGUUGUUCAUUUGUAUAAUUUUGUGAACUCCUAAAAGUGACUUAAAUUGUACAUACAUGUGGAGCAUUUAGCUGCUACCCUUCAUGUAAAUGAAGGCACAGUAACACUUAUCGUUGGGAUGAUUUACAUGUGGCCGCUGUGCAGAAAUCGUUUGGUAUUUGUAUGAUAGUUUGUGAGAAAGGUUGCUGUAAUGCUGUCUGAAGUGAAAAAUCAUUGUCCUGUCAGCCCCUCACCCAGGGAAUUGCAAUAUUUACUCUUUACAAUUAGAUGCUGCGUCCAUUCGUGUAAUCCUGUCACGACACUUGGGUGGGCUGGAGAAGUAUUUGGUGAAAAUCCGCUGCAGUGAGUGAGUGCUAGUCUAAACUCCAGCCUGUUUAUAGCUCACAAUGCAACGCACAGUCUAGUUUGAUUAGUAGUGGUCCUAUAGUGGCACAUAGUGGUGCACUUGACAUGAACAUGUUCCUUUACUGCGAGUGCAUAUGUGCAUGCUUCUGUUUAGAAUAUAAACACUGCUUCCUGUUGUAGCCGGUGAAAUAAGUUGCCACAGUGGUUGUACUUGUUGCACUUUUUCUGUCUACACCAUUCUCAAAUUCCAGAAAUAAGUGUUGGCUUGAGUACAUGUAUUUCUCGCUGUAGGGAUUUCAUGAGAGUGUGCUGUUAGUUGUAUUUUAUUUUAUUCAAACAUGAUUAAAUUUGUAGUACAUUCUUUGGCAGUAGUUAUGGAAAGUUCUGUUGCAUGAAUAAAACUUAUUUUUCAGUGCUUCA